AAGUUGAGUUUGAAACCUAGAAAAUUAAUUUCCGAUAGAGAGAGGGAGGGAAUACUUGUGUAUACAGAAUUCGGAGUCUGUGUUGACUGAUAGUGAAACUCAACUGAUGAAUGAACGUGGCUAUGAACAAAGGUAGAUUUUUUAGUAUUUCGGCAUCACAAUGUGAAUCUCUCUUGCGAAAAUAUUCAGAUUCGAAUUCUCUUUUAGAAACUAAAAAGCUCCAUGCCUUAAUCAUCACCUGUGGCACACUCUCUUCGUCCCAACUCUGCUCCAAGCUCGCCACAACCUACGCCCAAUGCCACCAUGUUUCUUACGCCUCCCACAUGUUUGAUAAAUUGCCCAAACGAAGUUUGUUCUCCUGGAACACCAUGAUAAGGAUGUAUGUUCAAAUGGGUCGCCCCCAUGAUGCCCUGAACAUGUUUGUUGAAAUGCUCCGUUCGGGUCAGUCUCUUCCCGACAACUUCACUUACCCAAUUGUUAUCAAGGCUUGUAGUGGCUUGUUAUUCAUUGAUAUGGGUGUUGGAGUUCAUGGGCAGACUCUAAAGACUGGUUUUGAUUUGGACACAUUUGUUCAGAACUCUUUGUUGGCAAUGUAUAUGAACUCUUUGUUGGCAAUGUAUAUGGUUGCUGGUGAGAAAGAAGCUGCAUUGUUAGUUUUUGACUCAAUGCAAGAACACACUGUGGUGUCUUGGAAUACUUUGAUUAAUGGCUACUUUCGGAAUAACUGUGCGGAGGAGGCGUUGAGGGUUUAUCGUAGAAUGAUGGAUGAGGGUGUGGAACCUGAUUGUGCAACUGUAGUUUCAGUUUUGCAGGCUUGUGGGAUUUUGAAGAAUGUGGAGCUUGGGAGAGAGGUUCAUAAAUUGGCUUUGGAGAAGGGGUUUUGGGGGAAUGUCGUAGUGAAGAAUGCAUUGUUGGACAUGUAUGUUAAGUGUGGUCAGAUGAAGGAAGCACGGUUGUUGUUGAAUGGGAUGAAUGAGAAGGAUGUGGUCACUUGGACAACUUUGAUUAAUGGAUAUGUUGUGAAUGGUGAUUCAAGAAGUGCUUUGAUGUUGUGUAGAAUGAUGCAAUCAGAAGGAGUGAAACCGAAUUUGGUUAGUGUAGCUUCUCUGCUAUCGGCCUGUGGUGAUUUGGUUUCUUUGAAACAAGGAAAGUGCCUACACGCAUGGGCAAUAAGGCAAAACCUUGAGUCUGAGGUUGUUGUGGAAACUGCUUUAAUUGAUAUGUAUGCCAAAUGCAAUGAUGGCAACCUCAGUUAUAAAGUUUUUAUGAAAACCUCUAAGAAGAGAGCGGCCCCGUGGAAUGCAGUACUAUCAGGGUUCGUACAUAAUAGGCUUGCGAGAAACGCAAUUCAACUCUUCAAACAAAUGUUAGUGGAAAAUGUACGACCUGACAGUGCAACCCUUAAUAGUCUUCUUCCUGCAUAUGCUAUUCUUGCCGACCUCAAACAGGCGAUGAACAUGCAUUGUUACCUUGUAAGAUUGGGAUUUCUUUGCAAACUUGAAGUAGUUAGUAUGCUAGUUGAUAUAUACUCAAAGUGUGGAAGUUUAGGAUACGCUCACCAGAUUUUUGAUAUAAUUCCUCCCAAAGACAAGGAUAUUAUUAUUUGGAGUGCAAUAAUUUCUGCUUAUGGAAAGCACGGGCACGGUGAAAUGGCUGUCUCACUUUUCAAUCAGAUGGUCCAAUCUGGAGAGAAACCAAAUGAAGUGACUUUCACCUCUGUUCUGCAUGCUUGCAGCCAUGCAGGUUUGGUUGAUGAUGGUUUGUCUCUGUUCCAUUUUAUGCUUAAAAAGCACCAAGUUAUUCCUCGUGUUGAUCAUUAUACAUGCAUAGUUGAUCUUCUUGGCCGUGCUGGUCGACUGAAUGAUGCUUACAAUCUUAUUAGAACAAUGCCUAUUACUCACAACCAUGCUGUAUGGGGGGCACUACUUGGCGCUUGUGUGAUACAUGAGAAUGUUGAACUGGGAGAGAUAGCUGCUAGGUGGACUUUUGAGCUUGAACCUGAAAACACUGGAAAUUAUGUGCUGUUAGCAAAGCUUUAUGCUGCUGUAGGAAGGUGGAGAGAUGCAGAGAGGGUCAGAGAUAUGGUAAAUGAGGUGGGAUUAAGAAAACUACCUGCUCACAGCUUAGUUGAGGUUAGCAAUAUGUGAAUUGAACGUGUUCUUAUAGAAUGCGAUGUCAGGUUAACAACAGUAGCCACAAACAUGAAAAUUCUAUCCAAAAUGGGUUAAGGCAUUUCCUUCAGAGGGAGAAGUGCCUACUACUGUUGCUUCUCUCACACAUUCGUCAUCUUAUAAGUUUCUCGGUUGUUAAUGCCAUGUUUGCAGUUUCACCCAAGACAGUUUCAAUGCAAGUUAUUUAUGAUUGUACGUCCCUUAGUCCUGCCACAACCACUUACUCUCCGAUCAUCUUUAUGAGUAGUUGGAUUUGGAUAUUGUUGCCACUUCCAGUUGGUUUACAGAAUCACAGAACAAGACAUGCCAAUCGUAUGUUCAUUGUCAUAGGUAUGUUCUAUGUAUAGUAUACAACAUUCAAAUGGUUUUUCCCUAUGUCAGGGGGUGCUAAAUAGUCCGAUUUAUCCAUAUAUCUGGGGCAUAUUCCAUUCAGAUCAAUACCUUAAUUCACAUGCAUCGAACCCUGCUGCCAAGGACAGCAUGGCUCUCUGAAUCAUUAUAGUUUGAUGACAGUGUUAGUCAAUGGAGUAUUAACAACGAAAUGUAAACAGGGAUGCUGUAACUUGUAAGUGAAGGGAAUUUUACCAAGUAUCACUAUAUGAGUUGGAUGCAAUCUGGAAGGCAUUUUGGGUGACCUUUUAGAACAAAUUAGAUCUAUUAGCUUUAGUUGUACAAAAAUGACAUAAUACUUUGUUAUUCACUAACAGUGACGGGGGAAGAAGCAAUACAGACAAGAGUGAAAUACAUCUAUUGCCUGAUUGAUUGGACUUCCCCAAGUGCAUAUGUACACAAAGUACAUUUAUGGAUGGAUCAUUGUCCAUUUAUAAAAUUGUUUGUCAAAUAAGAUUGAAAUUUUCUUAAUAGAAAUUGACUUUCAAGAAUUGCUGGCAUCCAGAUAGAUUUAGUUUUUUUAUGGAUUGAGAAUAGUUUUUUGACUAUUUAUUAUAUUUUUAUAGUUUAUGGAGCAAAUAAGAUAGAGAAAGUGAUAGUUUAGAUAACAAAUUAAAGGUUUAUUCAAUAAAAUAUCAAUCCCAUUUGAUGGGGAAAAAAAAAUUAUCUUUAAGCUCAGCAACAUGACAAUGUAUAACUGUCUUUAAAUCAAACUAUAUACUAGGAUUCAUAAUUGUCACUGUCCUCUUAUCUACACCAAUUCCGAAGGAAAGACUCGCCAGUUCAAGGAAGUUACACCACAAUACAUUGAAAGUUUUGAUAAUUUUUGUGUGGAAGACAAAGGUGAAGAACAUGGUUAUAGUGGUGGGGGGAUGAAGAUGAGGAUCACUCCACUGAAGAUUCACUCAUCUUACAGUGGUGGAGUGAUGAAGAUGAGGAUCAUAUCAUAAGGGAAAAAUGAUAAAUUUAUUUGAGACUUAAAUGUUCUUUUGGUCCUCUAUUAUUAUAUUAAUUCGUAAUUUUAGUUU
Cicer arietinum (chickpea) is the source of this 3589-nucleotide messenger RNA. Its product is annotated as pentatricopeptide repeat-containing protein At5g39350. Gene Ontology annotation, molecular function: RNA binding; protein binding. The record is from RefSeq and is a predicted model, not a curated record. Gene Ontology annotation, biological process: RNA modification. Lineage: Eukaryota; Viridiplantae; Streptophyta; Magnoliopsida; Fabales; Fabaceae.